Messenger RNA from Ostrinia furnacalis (Asian corn borer), 1820 nucleotides. RefSeq lists its product as uncharacterized. The coding region runs from base 114 to 1775 and encodes 553 amino acids. The record is from RefSeq and is a predicted model, not a curated record. The transcript has 4 exons. NCBI's taxonomy places the organism in Eukaryota, Metazoa, Arthropoda, Insecta, Lepidoptera, Crambidae.
ACAGACAUCUGACGUCACAGAUUUGUUGACAUGGCGUUAUUUUGUCAAACAAAAUAAAUGAGAAUAUUUAUGUUUUCCCCUAAUUGUUAAGGAUGAGAAAUGUUUAAAUAGUAAUGUCUUUUUCAUUAAAUAUUAGUGAUAUAAUUGCACAUGUAAAAAAUAUUGUAGAUAGCGUACGAUGUACAGCUUGUGACAAGGCUGAUGGAGGUCGUACCAGAUUUCUAUGUGGACAUACAAGUUGCGAUGACUGCCUGACUGAAUCAGAAGAGUGUGUGUUAUGUGUUACACCUCCCACAUCUUUGGGCAAACCCAAAUCUGACAAACCUCUUUCUCAGCGAGCUCAAAACGCUUAUAAUCUACUUGAAGUUUGUCAAGACACUUUUCAUUUAGAUGUUUAUCAAAGGGUUUCAGAGGGCUUACGAGUUUCUGAACAACUGAAGGCUGAAAGAGAAUUGUUCCCAGAAUGCAUUCAAGCUCCACAAAAGUAUUGUAAUAAAAGGAAAAGUAUUGUUAUGAAAGGAGAUAAAGAAAAUUUACAUAGUUCUUUUCAUUUUGGUGAGCACAUCUCACAUUCAGAUUCAUUUAAAAUGAACAAAUGUAAUAAUUAUGUUCAACAGUGGCUUGAAAAAACUGAAAAUUAUCCUAGAAAAGCAUUAGCUGACUUAAAUGUUAAUAAGUCAAACAGCACAAGAAGGAAAAUACUUCAACAGAAAACUGUAAAAAGUAAGUCUAAACAAAGUAAUAAUAGUCAUGUCAAGGCAGAAGUAUCAAAUUCAAAGCAAAGAAAAAGACCUUUUUCUACAACAUCAUUUUCACUUAUUGGUCAAGAAAAUAGUGUGCCUGAUUUAAUUAUUAAAAAAUCUAAAAAAAGUGAAUCUAAAACAUUUUUGCAUGAACUCCACAAUAAAACAUUGGAGUGUCCAGACAAUGAAGAAAGUGGAAUAGUAUUGGAUGAUGAACCCAUACUGAUAGAAGAUUCACAGAGCCAAAUAAUUGCAGAAGAUAAAGAUAAACUUGCAUUAUUAGCAGUGCAAGCUGCUGAGAAGGAACAAUCAGGUGUCACAGCCUUGACAUUAGAGACUACACAGGAUCUUGAACUACCUCCUAUAUGCAUUAAUUCAAAAACUAGUAAUAAGAAGCACAAUAAAAAUGUUCCAUUUUAUAAAAAGGGUUCCCUAGCAGAUUGUUCUCCUCACUACCCUGUUGAUAACAAACCAGACAUUGAAAGAGAAAAUGUGUUGAUCACUAUUGAAAAUCAGAAUUUUAUUACCACUAUUAAUAUAAUGAAUACUGAAAAUAUUGUUAAUGACAAAAAAUCUGUUAAUAUCCAAACUAAUUUAAAUGAUGAAGACAGGAUGCCAGAAAUAAAAGAGAAAAGUAAAGGAAAUAAUAACAAAUUUGUGCCUUUGCCAAGUGAGAAUAUUGUUACUGAAAAGAAUCAAGAGUCACAACAGUCACCCUGUAUUUACAAUGUAUGUGGUGACAAUAAUACCACAUCUAAGAGAGGUGGCAUUAUUAUUGAUGAUUCUGAUAGUGAUGAUAGCCUUUUUAUGGGAAGCUAUUUACAAGUGGAAGCUGAAGUUCAUAGAUCUUGUGAGCCAUUAGACUAUGGCAUCCUUAAUGAAAUAAGUACAAGUGAAUUACCACACAGAUCCAGAAAUAAAAUGAGAUGCCUUUCACCAGAUAGCAAUAACUCUUCAGAGAAGGAAAAUUGUGAUCCAAAUAAAGGCAAAAAGCAUAAAAAUGUAAAGAAAAGCAAAUAUUUUAAGAAGUAAUUAUAAUUUGUUAGCAUGUAAUGUAAUAAUUUUCAAUUUAUUAAA